Papilio machaon (common yellow swallowtail) is the source of this 1296-nucleotide messenger RNA. Its product is annotated as glutaminyl-peptide cyclotransferase. NCBI's taxonomy places the organism in Eukaryota, Metazoa, Arthropoda, Insecta, Lepidoptera, Papilionidae. Bases 171 to 1205 code for a protein of 344 amino acids. The transcript is spliced from 5 exons. Gene Ontology annotation, molecular function: glutaminyl-peptide cyclotransferase activity; zinc ion binding. The record is from RefSeq and is a predicted model, not a curated record.
GGGAGCGGGUCAAGAGGGUGUGAGGUAUACGUAUAGUAGAUAAUGAAUGAAUCUGAAUCUAUCGUGAUUAAAAAACAUACGAAUGUGAUAGUGCGUGGUUCUCUAACAUAUGUUUUGUAAUUAAACUGUGUUCAUUUAUUUAUAAAAAAGUUGAGUAAAAGAUUAAAAAAAUGGUUAAGAUAUUUACAUAUGUUCUAACUUUUUUAUUAAGUUUAGUGUUUGUAAAUACGAAGAAGGCGACUGUUAAAUUUUAUGAAGAAAAAAACUUCCACGAAGCGAGUGAUUUAACAGAUGAUGAUAUUAAAAAUAUAGCAAAAAUGUCAGAUCAAACACAUUUUAAAGAAAUAUUAAAUGAAAUACUCAUACCAAGAGUGGUUGGAACACCUAAUCAUGAGAAAGUUGGCAACUUUAUUGUCAAACAGAUGAAAGAUUUAGGCUGGGAGGUAACCGAGGAUAUUUUCCCAGAUAAGACACCUGUUUUUGGGAUGUUGAAUUUUAGGAAUAUUAUUGCCAAAUUAAAUCCUGAAGCGGAGAGGUACUUAGUCCUGGCUUGUCACUAUGAGAGUAAAUACACAAGAGAACAUGUGUUUGUUGGUGCAACGGACUCUGCGGUGCCGUGCGCGAUGAUGAUCAACCUGGCCAAAGUGAUGUCGAAGCAGCUGGAGGCACUGAAGACCAAUCGCCUCAGCCUGAUGCUGCUGUUUUUCGACGGUGAGGAGGCUUUCCGACAGUGGGGGCCGCGUGACUCGCUCUACGGCGCCCGACACCUCGCGCAGCAGUGGCAGGUCACACCUUUCAAAGAUGGCGCCAAUCAUUUGCAGAGGAUGGAUGUUCUAGUUCUCCUGGACCUGCUUGGCUGUCCGGAUCCGGUGUUCUACAGCUACUUCCAGGCGACAGAGAAGUGGUACGUGCGACUGGCCAGCGCUGAGCAGCGACUGGCAGAGCUGGGUCAGUUGAGCGCAUACUCUGUGGGCAAAGAGGAACAGACCUACUUCAGAUUGAGGAGCUCCGGUGCCUUCAUUGAUGAUGAUCAUGUACCGUUCUUGAGGAGAAACGUAAACGUAGUCCAUGUUAUCCCCAACCCGUUCCCGCACGUGUGGCACACAGCUGAUGACGAUAUGUCGGCGUUAGAUUUCAACACCAUAGACAAUUUAAAUAAAAUCUUCCGAGUGUUCGUCGCGGAGUACUUACAUUUGCAUCCCUAGCAUUUACACUAUGGUCAGCCGAAAACAAGAUGGCGGCUAGAAGCGAUCGCCUUGCUCAAACGACGAAACUUUUUAAAGUGACAUAAGGCAA